ACGUCAUCUUACAGGAGCGUGCACGUGGGCGUCCUUGUUUACUUCUGCUAUGGAAAACGUCCCAGAACUGUUCUCCUUUCGGUGUCUUUGCCUUCUUGACCAUAUCAUGUAGCUGAUAUUGCGCAAUUCUGAAUUAAAAAUAUUAGGCCACAUGCUACAGUGAAAUUAUUUUUCAAUUUAUCUCAUUUUUGAACCAUGUUUCCUGAUGACGCAGCCGUAUCUUAGCUAGUUGAACACUGGUUGAAAUUGGGUCAGAUAUCAGAUAUCAACGUUGAAAUCCCAGUUAAUGCUUUCUGUGCUUUGUCUGCAUCGUUUCUAAGUCAACUGUCCCAAUCAACCAGCUGAAUUGAAACGCUUUAAAUGUGGGCCUAUACUUCUUUGCCGGGACUAAGCUUUGCCCAGUGUGACUGACUCUCUGUUGGACCCAGGUCUUUGAUGUGCUCAGGCUGAUCGCAGAUCAGAUAGACACGCUUCAUAUCUACUAAACCACACCCCCACUCUGUUUCUCUCCGUGUCUUUGAUCCAGGCAGCAGGCGGUGGCUUUCUUUUCGAUCUACAGACGGCUUCGUGUUGUGCUUGUGCUAGGCCGGGGGGACAGUCACAGUGUAGUGCUGGCAUGGUGAGCAGAUCAGUGCGGGUAGCAACUCACUACCUUCCCUGACCUGUUGUCGACUCUGAACUAAAACUUGAUCGGCAGGCUCCGUUUUAGCAGCUACAGGCAGCAAGAGGCUCAUCAAGAUGGUUUUGAAGUGCCAGCACACAGUAUCACUUUUUCUAACUUUGCAUGUCAUGUAUUCACUCUUGAUUUUUAUUUGGGCAGAGGAGGAGACCAGAGAAUGCAGAGAACUGGAAUUCAAGGACCGGUUUGGGAACUGUAAACCCUGCAAGCAGUGUGAUCCAGGACAAGAGUUAUCAAAGGAAUGUGGCUUUGGAUAUGGAGAGGAUGCCCAAUGCGUGCCCUGCCGGAGCAGUCGCUUUAAAGAGGACCGAAGCUUGCAGAAGUGCAAGCCUUGCUUGGACUGUGGACUCAUCAACCGAUUUCAAAAGGGCAACUGUUCCACCACCAGCAAUGCUGUGUGUGGUGACUGUCUUUCAGGAUAUUACAGGAAGACCAAAUUGAGUGGUUUCCAGGACAUGGAGUGUAUAAUCUGUGGGGAACCUCCACCACCUUAUGAGCCUCACUGCACUGGGCGUGUGAACCUGGUUCUUUUUCCCUCAGUGGUGGGUAGUCCCCAGGACAUGGUCUUGGCUGCAGUUAUCUGCAGUGCUCUGGCAACUGUAAUGUUGGCCCUGAUGGUCCUGUGUGUUAUCUACUGCAAACGACAACUGCUGGAGAGGAAACCAAGUGCCUCAAUGAGGUCUCAGGAUUACCCCUACAGUGGAGCAGAGCUUUCCUGCCUGGACUCACAGUGGCCCCAUGAUUUCCCCCAGAGACCUUGUUGUCAAUGCCACCUAGGCCCUGGACACACCUAUGGUCCAGUCCAUCUGAUCCCAUCUCUGUACUAUGAUGAGAGCUACAGUCUGGGUGGAAGCCAAGAGAGAAGGCCCUUCGAGCCCCAAAGCCUAUGUGACAGAAAUAGAGACCAGGAUGAGGAAGGUGUCCUGAUGCAAUUUGGGGAAAAUCCAGACUCUCCAUGCAAAGAGUCUACCAAGAUGAGAGGAACUUUUAAGCCCUCAGAGUAUUUUGGGCAGCCUCUGAGUAAUUCUGAACAUGUAGAGAGACUACAGAGCGGGGAAAAUGAAAUGGAUAAAGGUGAAAGGUGCAAGCCAAGAGCGAUUUCAACUGUAAGACAGACCAACUGUGACGCUGUAACAGAUUCACUUCUUCAAAGACAGCACUUCACAAGUCAGGAAGGAUGAAAUGGAUUUCUAUUGGCUUGUGUUCCACCCUUGAACCACCAUGGAGUUAUUAACAUCUGCAGUCAGAUUCCUUAUCAGAUCACUCACUGGUCCCGGAUUCCACCUCACUAGAGACAACAAGCAUCUACCCUCAGGUGUGGCCACGCAGCCUUGUAGACAUGCCUGCUGCUGACUGCAGAGCCCCUCGUCAUAGUGUCAAAACAAAGCAUGUACAAUUUUUUGAACAAAAGCACUGCCAGAGAAUAGAAAAAUGUGAGGGGAAAGGCAUAUAUAGAUGUACACAAACAGAAUGUGAACUCCCUGGCCUAGAAGGAUCAAAUGAAGUUCCAACAUUGUGGAGUAUCUACUUAUUGUGGCAGAGCAAAGUGAAUCAAAAUGAGCCUCUGCUCUGCUUUGAUAAUAUCAUGCAUCUUCAACUGUAAAAUAAUACAAACUGUUCUACUUACCUAGCAGCUGGUAAUAUGAAGUUUUGAGUGUUAAGUUUAAAAUGUGAGUUGUGAAGAGAAUCAUGAAAUGAGGAAUGUUAAAGAGUCCAAUGUGUUGUAAGUACUGUAAAAUAUUCAAUAGGUUUAUAUUUUUGUAACAUAGACAAAACCUAUUGCAUAUUUGGUUUCUUUUCCUUGUUAUAUUGAAGAUUAUUUUGAACUGUCAUUUUCACACAGUGUGUAUCUAAAUAAAGGACUUGAACUAUA
Molecule: messenger RNA, 2552 nt
Organism: Notolabrus celidotus (New Zealand spotty)
Lineage: Eukaryota; Metazoa; Chordata; Actinopteri; Labriformes; Labridae
Product: tumor necrosis factor receptor superfamily member 19-like
Exons: 10
Coding region: 739-1860 (373 amino acids)
Biological process (GO): positive regulation of canonical NF-kappaB signal transduction; positive regulation of JNK cascade
Cellular component (GO): plasma membrane
Molecular function (GO): signaling receptor activity; protein binding
Source: RefSeq, a predicted model, not a curated record